Drosophila nasuta is the source of this 1092-nucleotide messenger RNA. RefSeq lists its product as uncharacterized. The record is from RefSeq and is a predicted model, not a curated record. The transcript has 2 exons. Lineage: Eukaryota; Metazoa; Arthropoda; Insecta; Diptera; Drosophilidae. The coding region runs from base 607 to 1092 and encodes 161 amino acids.
UCCAGUGUUUAAAUGUCAAAUGCCGCACGAGCUAAGAACACAACCAACCACACAGCGAUGAAACCUACACCAAAUGUGAACUAAGAAUCCAAUCAGCAAUCCGGCAAUCAUUUGACAUUUUCAAUGGCCAACAACAACUACUGUGUAAUCAUCAUGUGGGUCAGUGUGUGAGUCUGCUGAGUGUGGAGUGUGAGGAUCUGCUGGAGCUGAAGCUAACCUUGCCAGCUUUCGUUUUCAUUGAGUCGGUCGAACAACUUGUGAAAAUUGCACAAUUGCCGCUGACUGAUACUGGUGACUCACCUCACAACAGCAAUGCUGACAGCAACAACAAUGGCGACAGCUCAGCUUGAAACCCGGCUUGGUGGGCUGUGAGUUUUGGGUGGGCGGCAGACGAAGAAGACGGCACAACAAUUUGCUUGGGGGUGUGCCUGUGAAGGCGGCCUGUCCCAAAAAAAAAAAGUUGUUGCGCUAGUUGUUGUCGUAGUUGUUAUCGUAGCUGUUGGCGUCGCUGUCGCUGCUGUGGCUGUCGUUGGCAGCGGCAACACUUGACCAGGUUUUUUUUAUGUCGGUCUUGCUCUCUUACCGGCCUGCGCGGUUGUUCAACUUAUGGCGCACAAUGUUGCUACUAAGUGUGUUGCAAGUGAUUCUCGAUUCGGUGGCAUCAAAAUUUAUUUGUUUUUUGUUUAUCUCGUUUGGCCAGAAAUUGACAACAUUUUGAACCUCGCUGAGAUGCCGAACAAAAAGCUUGGCUCAAAGCAGCAUCUACGCUUAUGGCAAUUGCAACUACUCGCAAGCAAUGUAUCUGUUUCUGUAUCUGUGGCCAAGAGUCGUGUUAGUGUGGGUUCGUGCUGCGAACUACGAUCUGCAAGCUGCGAGCGCAGGAGACAAAGUCGUAGUCGUAGUCGUAGUCGAAGCCGCGACUACUAUAUAAAGCUCUUAAAUAGGGCCGCCGCUGCACAGUUCGAUCCGUUGCAGCUUUCACUUACCACAGCCAAACGGGCAACGGAGCAAUCGCGCAACUUCUGCAACUUCAACUGCAACUGCAACUGCAACUUAAGGCAGAGUGAUCAAGUGGCACAUCGCAAACUGUAA